Molecule: messenger RNA, 7530 nt
Organism: Nicrophorus vespilloides
Lineage: Eukaryota; Metazoa; Arthropoda; Insecta; Coleoptera; Silphidae
Gene: Not1
Product: CCR4-NOT transcription complex subunit 1
Exons: 7
Coding region: 230-7300 (2356 amino acids)
Biological process (GO): nuclear-transcribed mRNA catabolic process, deadenylation-dependent decay
Cellular component (GO): P-body; CCR4-NOT core complex
Molecular function (GO): molecular adaptor activity
Source: RefSeq, a predicted model, not a curated record
UAUUUGGUUCAUUAUUUUUGUACAUGUGUUGUGUUGAGUGCACUGUGUUAACAAUGAGUGUUAAUAAAUUAGGGUGAUCGGAGUUAAAGAAAGAUUCGAUGAUGGUCCUUGACCAUUUUCAAUUUAGUUGUUUCUCCAUAUUAAUUAAGACUUUUUGGAUAAAAGGACUGUGGAUACCUGAGAAAGCUUCAAACGCAUUUGAAGCUUUCGAGGCCGUGUUCAUGGAACUAUGAACCUGGACUCGUUGUCUUUUACUUUGUCACAAAUCAGUUAUUUAGUUGCUUCUAUUAACAAAAAGAACCAAAAGCAAGUCGUCGCCGAUUUAUAUAAGUUGGUGGAUCUGCAUGGGCUAGAAGCCGAUCGUCACUUGCUCCAAUGCCUCUUUUCGUCGGUGGACUUCAGUGAAACGUCCAGCAAGAUUAGUGCAGCAACUGCUCACAAUCAGGUGUUAUUAGACUAUUCCUCAACUCUUCUAAAUAAACCAGCUCUAAUAACGUCUGUCUGUUACAUUACAGAUAAUCCAUUAAACAAUCAAAAGAGCCUGAAAGUUGGACCUCAUUUUUUUCAACAACUGUGUAAGUGCCUUCGCCUCUCACCUGUCCAGGAAGUAGUGUUCGCACUUGCCUUACUCCAUUCGUCCAACUUUGACGUGUCGAGUUUGGCGCAGUCACAUUUGCGUGGCUGCGUGCCCAGUCUCGUCCAAUCGUACAUCGAUACCGAAGGUAGCGGUCACCAACAAGAGGGCGGUCUUCAUGAGACCACGCCCGAGGUCUUACAUCUGAUCUUGUCCUUGAUUGAAAAUUCGCCCAAGGAGGUCGGACUUUCUAGUGAAGUACACGCCGCCUUGCUCAAAGCGUUACAACGUGACUUUCCUAAGGACUUCGUACCAAUCGUCUUCGCACCGUUAGUAUAUUCUCAGCAGUGUGAGCUUGCGCCUGACAUCAUGGGUUCGGAAGGCCCCGGUUUAUCCGGGGGUAUGCUCGAUACACCAUUGGCCGAUCUAGUAUCAGAAAUGGGCUAUGGAUUCACUUCAUCAUUGGAAGAAUGCAGAAAUAAUCUUGUGAAGUUGAAACCUAGAGACAUAACACCCGCUCAUAUAGCGAGGGUUGUAUCUGUGAUGAGCCAGACGUUAACCGGUUUGGACCAAUCACAGAUGAAAGGAGGACCAGAAAUAAGAAAUACGUGGAAUAUCGAUGUGUUUGUGCAGGCUCUUAAGGAAGUAGUGCCUAACUUGACGUGGAGUAAUGUGAUUCUAGAAUUAGACCACCCGGACUUUCUUAUAAAAGACAGACAAAGUUUAAUUUUUCUUAUCACCCUAUUACGGCUAGGCUUGCAAACAUCUGGUUUCCAUUCUGAAACCUUUCCAAUUGAUCAUAUAUACCGACGCUGGUCAAACAUUGAAGGACAACUAAGUUUGGUAUCGAACAUCUUGAAAAACCCAGAUGUGUUUUGUUUUGCAGAUUAUCCUUGCAAUCCGGUGAUUGUCGAUGUUCUGAAAACUCCUCCAGAGCUCGAUGGCAAAGAUCUUGCAAAUUGGCGUUCGAUGAAUGUCAUCGAGUUACUGCUGACUAUUUCCGAAUGUGGCUGGUACACACAGGUGCAAGAACUAUUUAAAUAUCCUAUGCAAGCUUGUCCCGAUGUACUCGUUCUUGCUCUGCUUCAAAUAAACGGACCCAUCACCAUGCUAAGGCAAGAGCUUUUGAAAGCAUUGAUACCUAUAUUUUUGGGUAAUCAUCCCAACUCUGCAAUAAUCCUUCACAGUGCUUGGCACACCCAGACAUUAAAUAUAAAAACGAUUAUUAUGCACUCAAUGGCUGAAUGGUAUGCCAGAGGAGACUGUGAUCAAGCUAGAUUGUCACGUAUUCUGGACGUAGCACAAGAUCUCAAAGCGCUAUCAAUGUUGCUGAACGUGCAAUCGUAUCCAUUCAUCAUUGAUUUGGCGUGUCUUGCAUCGCGCAGGGAAUAUUUGAAAUUGGAGAAAUGGCUGACAGAUAAAGUACGAGAACAUGGAGACACUUUUGUGUCGGCUUGUAUCAAGUUUUUGCAUAGACGAUGUCCACAAAUAACUGGAAAACUUGAUGAAUUGAAAUCGCAAAUGGCUUUGCCCAGCGAAACGCUCACCACCAUGAUUUUGUGUAUACAGUCUUGCAUGCAUACAUAUAAUAUGAGUCAGGAAUGCCAAGAAGCAAUUUUGACAAUGUACAACAACUGUACACUAUUAAUUAAGAAUAGACAAGCUCAACAACCAACAGCAUCUAUGUUGAGAACUCACCGGGGAAUGGACACCGGACCUUUCAAUCCAACGAACAUAGGUCAAUUGUACAACACCAAUUCCGUUGAUUCGAUUGGUAACCUCGGAACCAAUUUGGCUAAUAUGAGUCUAGGUGGUGUGACAAAUUCGGCAUUUAAUUUUUCGACCGGAUUAGGACAGUUAGUUCAAUCUCCAGGUUCACCGUCGCGCAUCUUAGGUACAAACAACAAUUUCCCAAUUAUUCCAUUGGGACAUCAGGGACCUGUAGGAACUGGUGCUUCCCAUGUACCCAAUGCCAUGAAUGCUCUAAACAGAAUAACGCCAAACCCUGGAUUAGAGAAACCACGAAUUCAACAAGAUAAUAAUUUAUUCCCCGAGAUUGCACCUAAUGUUUCCAAGGACAUUGAAGAUGAAGCCAAUAGUUAUUUUCAAAGAAUUUACAAUCAUCCACCGCAUCCUACGCUAUCUAUUGACGAAGUUCUAGAAAUGCUGAAGAGAUUCCAGGAUUCCAAUGUUAAACGAGAAAGAGAAGUUUUCAAUUGCAUGCUACGUAAUUUAUUUGAAGAAUAUCGUUUUUUCCCACAAUAUCCGGAGAAAGAGUUGCACAUUACAGCUCAAUUAUUUGGUGGUAUCAUAGAAAGGGGGCUCGUCACUAGUUACAUGACGUUAGGAUUGGCUCUUCGUUUCGUACUGGAGGCACUACGAAAGCCAGAGGGUUCAAAAAUGUACUUCUUUGGUAUUGCAGCUCUAGAUAGAUUUAAGACCAGACUGAAAGAUUACCACAAGUACUGCGAGCAUGUUCGGGCGAUACCUCAUUUUAAUGAAUUUCCACCACAUUUGCGAGAGUAUGUUGAAUAUGGAUUGCAGAGCAUGGAACCUCCUUCUGCUCCUCAAGGACCGGUGUUGCCGGCGACUCUGGCUGCUAUGCUAGGACCAGCUUCUGCCCAAGGAUUCAAGAGCACUUCAGCAACUCCCACCGCUCCUAAGGCGAGUACAGCGGCCGUUGCAAGUUUGGGUAGUCGACCAUCCAUUGCAAAUGCAACAAAUAUUGACACCUUGCUAGUGGCGACAGAACAAGAAGAGAAAAUCACUUCACCUCCCGAGAGUCUUCAGGACAAAAUUGCGUUUAUUUUCAACAAUUUAAGCCAGAUUAAUUUACAGAAAAAAUGUGAUGAAUUACGUGAUAUUGUUUCCGAAGAAUAUUGGGCUUGGAUUUCACAAUAUUUAGUAAUGAAACGAGCCUCUAUCGAAUUAAAUUUCCAUGUAUUAUAUUCCAACUUUUUGGAUGUGCUAAAAGUUCCCGACGUUAAUCGAAUGGUAACAAGGGAAACGUUUAGAAAUAUCAAAGUGCUUUUAAGAUCAGAUAAGGUUAUCGCCAAUUUCUCAGAUAGGUCUUUGCUAAAAAAUUUAGGCCAUUGGCUUGGUAUGAUGACCUUAGCACGCAACAAACCUAUUUUACAAAUAGACAUAGAUCUGAAGAGUCUUUUAAUUGAAGCGUAUAACAGAGGUCAACAAGAGCUUCUGUAUAUAGUUCCUUUCAUUGCUAAAAUAUUGGAGUCAUGUGCAAAAAGCAAAGUGUUUAAACCACCGAACCCUUGGACAAUUGCUAUUAUGAACGUGCUCGCUGAAAUGCAUCAAGAGCCAGAUUUAAAAUUGAAUCUGAAAUUCGAAAUUGAAGUACUAUGUAAAACACUCGAUAUUGACAUUAGUCAGCUUAAACCUUCGAACAUUUUGAAAGAUCCAGAAUCCAUGAGAAAAAUUGAAUAUCAGCUUCAGACGCAAGCGGGCAAGAAGGAUGUCGUUCAAGUAACUUCGCAGAUGGCUUUGCAAACAUCGAAUCUGAACGAAUCUGAUAUGCUAUCCGGACAAUCGACAUCCACACCGCCUGUACCACAAAACAACAGCACUACACCCACAUCGUCAGUUGCAGCCCCGGAACCAAGAUUUAGUUACAUGGACAUACAGUUGACUGGAACAACUGCUAUACAGACGCACGUGACUAUCAACCAAAAUAUUGUUUUAUUCCAAAGUCAUCCGCAAUUGAAAUCAUUGGUAAAACCAUCCAUUGAAAGAGCCGUUCAAGAAUGGAUUAUUCCAGUUGCAGACAGAUCCAUUAAAAUUGCAUUGCAGACGUGCGAACAGAUUGUAAGAAAAGAUUUUGCUCUCGAUCCAGAUGAAAAUAGAAUACGUACCGCUUCGCAUUAUAUGGUAAGAAAUCUGACUGCUGGAAUGGCGAUGAUUACGUGCCGCGAUCAGUUAUUGGCAUCCAUUAAUUCACAAAUGAAGAUAGCCCUCCAAAGUGCACUUAUUAGCGCAACUUCACAACAAAAAGAAAUGAUGGAACAAGCAGCUAAUAUUAUUGCUCAAGAUAAUAUGGAAUUGGCAUGUGCUUUCAUUCAAAAAACAGCAAUUGAGAAAGCAAUUCCCGAAAUUGACAAACGUUUGAUAAGUGAAUUUGAGUUGAGAAAAAUAUCCAGGCAAGAUGGAAGACGUUACUGCGACGCUAUAGCUUUAACAUACCAAGCCGAGAGAAUGCCAGAACCCAUACGCCUUAAAGUCGGCGGUAUAACGAGCACUCAGAUGACUGUUUACGAAGAAUUUGCACGCAAUAUUCCAGGAUUCCUGCCAAUUUCAGAUCGUGAAAAUAACCUCUUUAUUAACAAACCUGCCGUCAACUUGGAGGUUGCUGUACAGCAUCCAUCAACACCCUUCCAGGUUGCACAGGCUUCUGAUGAAAUGGCUUCACUUUGUGAAAAAUUAGCACUUGAAGUCGACCAAUUUAUUGUUGCCACAAGCGGACAAUCCAAUUAUGCCGUCAUGAAUAACACUAUGAUGAUGAUUCGUGAUUGUCUUAUGUACACCAUGCAUAAUAGGGAAUUAGGAUCAUCAAUCGCAAUUGUUCAAAAGUGUGUUGAAGGCUUACAAGAUACUGUGGUUCAACACAACGAACAUGACGUAAUUUUGAAAUUCCGCGAAAUUACAAUCAGAAUCUUGAAAUCCUUGCAAGAUCCAAGGGCAUUCGGACAACAGUGGGUAAUUAAACAAGUGACCAGAUUUGUUACUGAAUUUCGAGAUGAUGUCCGAAGUAACGAAGCUGCAAUCGAGACACUAAUCAGGGCCGGAUUAGUUAAUAUGCAGCAGUUUGAUCUAUCUUUAGCUCAAUUCAUGGAAAAUGGACCGAAUUACAGAGCUUUAAAUCUUGGCACUACCCUCGUGCAGAAUUUGGUUAUCGAUGACCGUUCCAGUAACAUCGGCGAAUCUGAUUUCUAUAACACGAUUGAUAUGAUGAUUAAAAUUAAUCAAUUAAUUCGACAACCGCCAGAGACAUUGACGAACAUUUUGGAUAUGUUGAAACAACAUCACGAACAAGGCGUUUUUCUCGGAGAUCGCACUACCGGUGGUCCAAUAGUACACAUUCAUAAUGGAAUUUUACAAGUUCGUUCUGCGCCAAAUUACGAGGACCCACCUGGAUUAGUAGAAAAGACUGAUUUCCUAAUACGCGAUUGGAUUUCGGUUUAUAAUUCUCAACCGACUGGUCGCGAUUCGACAAAAGCAUUCAGUUUGUUUGUACACCAAAUGAAUUGUCAAGGCAUCCUUAAAACUGACGAUCUGAUUACGAGAUUCUUCCGGCUGUCCACGCAAUUGUGCGUCGAGUCUGUAUAUAGAAAUAUGAGUGACCAAAAUCUGACUGGAAAUCACUUGAGAGUUAAGUGCUUUAAUACCUUGGAUGCCUUUGUGCGUCUAGUCGCACUUCUGGUGAAACAUUCCGGGGACAGUACCAAUAGUACAACAAAAAUACAUUUGCUCAAUAAAGUACUUGGCAUAGUCGCUGGAUGUCUGCUUCAGGAUCAUGAGCAGAGAGGAACCGAAUUCCAACAGUUUCCAUAUCACCGCAUAUUCAUCAUGCUUUUCUUGGAGUUGAAUGUUCCAGAACCAGUGUUGGAAACUAUCAAUAUGCAUGUGCUGACUGCAUAUUGUCAUACUUUGCACAUUUUGAGACCUUCGAAAGCUGCAGGGUUCUGUUACGCUUGGCUGGAAUUAGUAUCACAUCGAGUAUUUAUGGGCAGGAUGCUAGCUUCGACGCCCCAACAAAAGGGUUGGGCUAUGUACGCUCAAUUACUUAUUGAUCUAUUCAAGUAUUUGGCUCCAUUCUUACGCAACGCUGAGCUUGCCAAACCCGUCACCAUGCUGUACAAAGGAACUUUAAGGGUGCUACUAGUUUUAUUACACGAUUUCCCAGAGUUUUUGUGUGAUUAUCAUUAUGGUUUCUGCGAUGUGAUUCCACCGAACUGCAUUCAGAUGCGCAACUUGAUAUUGUCGGCAUUUCCAAGAAACAUGAGGCUUCCCGAUCCAUUCACUCCGAACCUUAAAGUUGAUAUUUUGCAAGAGAUUGCUUUUGGGCCAAGAGUUUUGAAUAACUUUUCAUCUAUGAUUACUCCAAUCACAUUUAAAAAAGACCUAGAUUCUUACUUGAAACUAAGGGCUCCAGUUACAUUCUUAUCUGAAUUGAGAAGUAAUUUACAAGUGUCCAAUGAGCCAGGAAUGAGGUAUAAUAUCCCUUUGAUGAACGCGCUGGUUCUCUAUGUCGGCACCCAAGCGAUCGGUUUCAUUAGGGGUAAGACUCUUACUCCGAACAUGCAAACCAUUGCCCACAGUUCACACAUGGACAUCUUCCAAAAUCUUGCUGUCGAUCUGGAUACCGAGGGAAGAUAUCUGUUUCUGAAUUCGAUUGCGAACCAACUGCGGUACCCCAACAGUCAUACCCAUUAUUUCUCAUGCACACUGCUUUACCUAUUCGCUGAAGCAAAUACUGAAGCUAUUCAAGAACAGAUUACCAGGGUUCUCCUCGAAAGACUCAUCGUGAAUAGACCGCAUCCAUGGGGACUUUUAAUCACAUUCAUUGAGCUGAUCAAGAAUCCUAACUAUAAAUUCUGGAAUCAUGAGUUUGUCCAUUGCGCUUCAGAAAUCGAAAAAUUAUUUGAAUCUGUGGCGAGAUCGUGCUUCGUCCAGAAAACUGCGAUCCAAGCUGAAGGAGAGCUGCAAGAGUGAUAGCCGAUAGUGAUCUUUAUUAUUAUUGUUAUGGAGGAUGUAUUAGUCGCGCAUAUUCAUUUAUUUUCUCUUUAUUACCAUUAAUUACUUUUCCGUUUUUCUACGAUGAAGUUCGUUUCAUUUUUUAAUUAUUAUUAUUUAAACAUUACUGUUCCAGUUGGCAGAUUAUUUUUUCACUUCCAAUAUUUUUCCUUUCAUAUUUGGGAAUUUAGUAUUUAAGUAGUGUAGAU